AUGUUCAAAAUACAGCAAGUGCGAGCUGACUGGUCCACUGCCGAGGCUCCAGCCGAGUGGAGCCAAGCCUCGUGUCCACCCCAGAUUGAAGGCGGCGCUUGGCGGGAGUCCCUUUCCGCUAAACAAGAGCUUUCGCACUGGGGCGAUGUGUGGAUGAUGAACCCCUCGACGAACCAGGCGCCCCCGCGGCGGUAUGGGUUUGCGUGCUUGAUGUGUCGCCGGUGGAAGAUCAAAUGCGACGGAAAGAAGCCGAAUUGCGCGAACUGUGUCAAGGCAAAGGAGAUCUGCAGCUACAGGGAGAGCCCCGGCUACAACACUCACCUGGUGCAGCAGCUGCAGGUAUCUAAGAAGCGCGUGGAUGACCUGGAGGCGCAGCUGCGCGAUCUGGCGAGUCUCGACCAUGAGGAGCGGGACCGCCGACUGUCCGAGAUCGUGCGCGAUUUCGACGAUUUGAACGUCGUGGAAAGGUCGCCCGGCCAGAUGACGGAGCUGUCGCAGUCGUAUGAUACCGACCGAGAUCCUGAGAGCGAGGACCUUCCCUAUGGAUGCCCCGCUGGUUUCAGUGUGGGCGAACAUGGCAAGUACUAUGGGGCAACCUCGCGAUUUCAUCCUCUCGACUCGAGCAAUAGCCGAUUGAUCAAAAUGCCAGGCACGGAGAAGCAAGAGCACAAGGCUUCCGAAGAAUACCACCGCAAGUGGCUGGCUUCCAAUGUCCGAUUCCAAGAAUCAAUUGAGAACGUGGCACUCAAGAAUUUGGAUAAUCAUGCGGAUGUCCCUCUCGAUGUUUGUGACACUCCUCUCCAGAUAUACUGGACAUGGCAGGCGCCCUUGCAUAACUGCGUCUAUCGUCGAUCGCUCGGAGGUCCUUAUUGCUCUCCAUUCCUGGUGAACGUCAUUUUUGCCCAUGCAAUGCGCCACACGAAAGACGAGGACACCAGAUUCAACAAGUUGGAAAAGGGAGAAUAUUUCCUGCGCAAGGCCAAAGAGCUUUUAUUGAUCGAAAUGGAGCAAGAGAAGCCCAAGAUUUGCACCAUACAAGGAUUACUCAUUCUUGCAGGCCGUCAAUGCGCAACAGGGAAAAGCAGCGAGGGCUGGCUGUAUACCGGAAUGGCCUUCCGAAUGCUCACGGACCUUGGUCUGCACUUAUAUAGAGGAAACCUGGAAGGGCUGGAUGGGCUCGAGCCUGACAAUCUGGAAGUGCGGAAACGCCUUUAUCUGUCAGCCUACGCGUGGGAUAAAUCAAUAAGUCUCUGCCUUGGCCGUCCUCCAUCAUUAACGGACCUCCCAUAUUCUCCUGACAGCCUAUUUGACACUUCCGACAAUGAUACCGAAUGGAAGCCAGUCUACUUGCAUGGGGCUGAAAGUGCCUAUCCAGUGACAGAAUCAUUGAACACCUUGAACUUCAUUCAUUUCUGCAAGUUAGCGAAGCAUCUCAAACUGCAGAAUAUCUUUGAGCUGGAGGCAAAGCUUCGCUCCUUCUACCAAGCGUUACCCGAACCACUUCGGAUUCAACAAUCGGCCUCGUCAGCGUGUUGUCCUCCGCCUCAUAUCUUCUGUCUCAAUAUCCUAUACCACACAAUGCUCAUUCUGAUCUUUCGACCUUUUUUUGCAUGGUCACGGAACGAGAAACUUCGAGAGCACGCGCUGGCUAUCCGAGCGCAGCAGGUUUGCACCGAGGCAGCGACAAAAGUAAACGAUUUUUUCCGCCUGUAUGGCAGCACGUUUAACUUCCAAAACCAGACAUACCUUGUCUCUUAUUGCGUGUACACCGCCGCUACGAUCGAUAUUCAGCAGGUGCAGUAUGAGGACUCUGCGUUAGCCGCCGCUGCGUCCAACCGACUGUCGACCACGCUCAAAAUGCUGGAGUCGGAAGCCCGACAGACACCUGGAAUAAAGAGGAGUACCGAUAUUAUCAAGUCACAUCUCACUCCAUGCCCAGAAGAGAGAACGUUGAUACCGAAGACGAUGCCUACAUACACUGGCACUCAGGUCCAAAGUAAGCUUGAGAUCCGGGUGCCACCCGAUGGAGGUCCAGUGCCGAGUUACCAGCGAACACACAACAAGUCAACGCUUCCAACCCGUCCGUCCUAUGGCCAAUUGAAGAGUCCUCUUAGUCAGAGCUAUCACAGUGCGGAAGCUAUACCUCCUCAGUUGCAAACACACUCGGGGAUUAUCGAGGCCAUGGAACCUCGGCGAGAAGGUCAAUUGAGUCCGCAGGAUCAAAUGCACGAUGAGAAUAUUGGGAGCUUGAUGACGCAGGCUAUGGAUGUAGAUACUACGUGGCAUGAUUGGGAAUUUUUCAAUGCAGGAGGAGGAUUCGUGCCAGAUAAUGGGGGAUUGGUGCCAUUUGACCCUGCUUACCAGUUUAACAUGUACUAG
Messenger RNA from Penicillium argentinense, 2379 nucleotides. RefSeq names its product transcription factor domain-containing protein. Gene Ontology annotation, biological process: DNA-templated transcription; regulation of DNA-templated transcription. Gene Ontology annotation, molecular function: zinc ion binding; DNA binding; DNA-binding transcription factor activity, RNA polymerase II-specific. NCBI's taxonomy places the organism in Eukaryota, Fungi, Ascomycota, Eurotiomycetes, Eurotiales, Aspergillaceae. The record is from RefSeq and is a predicted model, not a curated record. The coding region runs from base 1 to 2379 and encodes 792 amino acids. The transcript has 9 exons.